Protopolystoma xenopodis is the source of this 273-nucleotide messenger RNA. The record is from the annotation of a GenBank genome assembly. NCBI's taxonomy places the organism in Eukaryota, Metazoa, Platyhelminthes, Monogenea, Polystomatidea, Polystomatidae.
AUGCAUUCACAGCCGAUUAAUAUUAACAAGGCGUUUCACGUGGUGACUCCGCGAAACUAUGCCUUCCCUCGACAAUGUCAUCGGAUCAAGGCGAACACAUGUUUCGGGGAACAGCUCUUCCAGUUGCCUGGCUCAGAGCGAGUGGCAGAUAUAGAAAAAGACAGCAUUAAAAAUGUAUUUCGACAGGACGGCGGCGUUAACGCACGCCCGGUGGCCGUGCAGCCUGCUGGUCUUUUGCUCAGCAAAGAGAUGGUCGCUUGGACGCCGGUUUAA